Molecule: messenger RNA, 4485 nt
Organism: Serendipita indica DSM 11827
Lineage: Eukaryota; Fungi; Basidiomycota; Agaricomycetes; Sebacinales; Serendipitaceae
Source: the annotation of a GenBank genome assembly
AUGAGCACGUCCUCGCCGAUGGAUGAUCACUUUGAGAUAGAAGAGGACAACAGAGACUACGCGUCUCGCAUGGACGAUAUUCUAGGCAGUGGAGAUGAGCAACACGACAGCGAUGAAGACUCUGGCGAAGGAUUCGUGUACGAUGGAGAAGAUGCUGAGCCUUCUGGGCCCUACAAGGAACAGCUUAGCGAGAUAUUAGAGCAGAAUAUUGACGAACUGGAUGAGCUCGAGGACGCAGAGCAUGUCGGAAAGCUGCUCCAAGGCUCAGCACCGUCGAACCCCGAACCCAGUGACGAACCAGAACCUCCCCGCGACAUUUCGACCCCUUCACCGACUCCUAAAGUUACACUCACCCGUCCCAGCUUCUUGCAUCCAAAUGUCUCCCGUUUGCGGUCACAUCUCGGAGCAGCUUCGGCGUCACCAGUUCCAUCUGUCUCGGAGCAGCCUCACGGAGGUGAUACUCCUUCGCACAUGUCUGCACUUUCGCGCACGUCGUCGAAUUCAAACCUUCAAGAUGUUGAAAUUCUACCUCAUGGUGCUAAUGGAAAAUACAAACACGAAAGGACACCAUUCCGAUGGUCGACCAUGAAAAGCAUCCUGGAGCGAAUACGAACCAACUCUGUUGCUCCUCCAAAGGCCGCAAGCGUUUUGGGAAACGCAGAAGCACCAACUGUGAUGGCCGCUAAUGGGUUGAUCUGCAUCGGUACGACCCUCGGGAGGGUCUACGUAUUCGAUUUCAAGCAAAACUUGAAAUGCAUCUGUGCAACAAAGGAUAGUUCCAUGGUUAGUGCCAUUGCCCUAUCGCAAGACCGCACCUUCGUUGCUGUCGGGCAUAUGGACGGGCAAAUGCAUCUGUUCAACCUUGCGGAUCCUUCAAAGCCUGUGAGAACCGUCCCAACUCUUCCCCGCGCUGCUGUGCUCUCUGGAAGGAGGGAAGGACACUUGCACCGGUCACGUAUCACGCACAUCGCAUUCGUAGGAGCGCGCCAUACCGCAGUCGUUUCUUCCGAUGAGCAUGGACUCGUGUUCUACCACAGUCUAGGCAAAGUUCUCUUUGUCGAGGCGACAGACGUACUUCGACUCCUUGGGAAGUACCCAGAAGAAGCUCAGGCUGCUGUGCAAUCUCCCAAACCGGGUAAUCAAAGCCCACGUUCCACUAUUCGUGGAGAUGGGCGGAAACUUCGCUGGAUUAGACAAUCUCCCAACAUCCUUGCCAUGGCUCCUCUUCCCUUGGGUGCUAUUCCGAACGCGACUGAUGCGUACAACAUCAUCGCCAUUCUUACUCCCUUAAAACUGGUCAUCGUUGCGCUGAAACCAGUUGCAAAGACAUGGCUGCGAAAGCGACGUGUGGAGGAUCGGUUCGCUUCACUCAAGGAGACGCGUGUAUCAGUAGCAGGAUGUCUAUCAUGGUAUCCUGCGGUGACAAUCAAAGACGAAGAUACACCAGGAGGUGCCAAGAAUACGGUGCCAACUUUGGUUUAUACAUGGGGAAAAGCGGUUACUGUCCUUACAGUUCGCGAGGAGCUCGACGAGCGCCUCGUUAAAUCUCAAAAGAGGGGUAUCCCACAUGAGCAAGCAAAGCUGGAAUUCCAACAAAUCGGCUCCUGGACGGCCGGUGGUGAAAUUAAGGCUGUAGAAUGGCUAAACGCCCAUCAAGUACUUUUGCUCUUGGACGCUUCGAUCGAAGUCUGGGAUAUUCGAGACGGGUGCCAAAGGAUUGAAAAGGCCAAAUUUCUCAUCAUGAAUAUCUCGCAUAUCUGGGUGAAAAUUGAACAGAUCAAGUUGCGUUCGUAUCAGCAGAGCAUUUGCGCCUACAAGGGCAAGAUUUUCGUUCUGGGCGUCAAAGAUAUUCUCGUGGGAACACUCUUGUCCUGGACCGAUCAUAUCCUUGGUCUGGUCGAGCGAGGAGACUCGUUGGCAGCUAUCGAACUUGCUACCGCGUAUCACCUCGAUACUGCCCCUGGGAACAAGAAUGGGCUGCCGCGCCGAGAGGAUGCUAGAAAGGUGAUGACGGGCAACCAACUCCGCGAGUUGAUGCAAGCUUCUGUCCGCCAUGCCUUCUCUCUUGAUCGCUUGACGGAUGCGACUCAUCGCACCGCAGAUAACAGAGGAGUCGACCGUACAGAUCUUUUUGAGGGACUCGUUCCUACCUGUGUUCGCGCCUGCAAGGCUCUUGAUGAACUAGACUUCCUUUUUGAGGAGGUUUUGGAGCACUAUCAGAACGCAGGUAUCCAGAGGAUUUACCUCAGGGCUCUAGAGCCUUUUCUUCUUGACGGGACGAUACCCGCCGUUCCUCCAUGGAUCACCCAGCAGCUCAUUUCGAUGCACGAAGAGGAGGAGGAGUUUGUCAAAGCGGAAGCUCUCAUAUGGCAUCUGGAUCCUAUGUCUCUCGACAUUAAUCAGGCCAUCCGCCUGUGUCGUGAGCAGAACCUCUGGGACGCGUUGAUUUACGUCUACACGAGAGCGCUAAGGGACUACGUCGCACCUAUUGUCGAACUCAUCCCACUCGUUCGCAAAGUCCAAAAGCUCCGACAACUCGCUAGUACCACGGGUUUCACAACGGCCAUCGAGAAGGAGAUGGAGGCAAUCACCCCCGACGCCUACAAGGUUUUCCCUUAUAUUGCAGCAACCUUGUGUGGCUCGACGUAUCCAAGUCAAACACCUCUACCUAAGGAUGACGUCUCGCAAGCGAAAAGCACCGUAUACGCGUUCCUCAUUGAUGGGCGAUCUCGAAUUUGGCCAAGCGGUCCGAGCGGCAAACUUAUAUUGACCGCUGACGAAGACGGAGGGACAGAGCCAACGUACCCAUAUCUAAGGCUCUUGCUCCGCUUCGAUCCAGAGUCGAUGCUCCAUACCCUCGACCUUGCGUUUGAGGACUCGUACCUUAAUGACGAUAAUCAGGGUGUCGGACGGCUUAUCAUAAUCAAAAUAUUGCUGGAAAUGUUGGGCACUGGCGGGUUCCCACCUUCAGACGCGACGCUUGUGCGAAUUUUUGUCGCACGCAACGUCCCCAAAUACCCUCAAUAUAUCAAGAUGCCACCAUCCCUUCUACACACAGUACUUGUUGGCCUUGCGUCGGACAACGAUGCUGACACCCGCGAAGACCGUCAGCUGGCUACGGAAUACCUGCUUUCCGUAUACAAGCCCCGAGAAGAGGACAACCUUAUUACAAUGUUCGAGGAGGCAGGCUUCUACCGCAUCCUGCGUACUCGGUACAAGGCCGAAAAGCAAUGGAGCUCUCUCCUUGAGGCAUAUCUACAAGAUUUCGACCUUCCAACAAGCGACCUAUUCCGGAGUCUGGACGAAGUAUUCGCCUCAUCGAUGAAGAAAGGCGUAAUUCCCCGUGACGUUGUGCUUGUCACUGUCGAUUCACUUCCUCGUUUGCUCUCGCUUAACCUCAGUGGCACAGCGAGUCUCCUCGAUCGACGUAUGCCAGAUCAACACUCGAGAGCAUUGGAACAAUUAGAAGGAGAUGAUGAGCGUCAACUUGUCUACCUGCGCACAUUGCUCCAACCGGCUAAGAUUCUCCCGAAUGCAUCCGAAGGGGAUAUACCUCCCCCGUCCCAGCACGUAGAACCGGCGGGUGUUGCAUUAUUCUUUGAGCUCCUGUCUAGGACUGAGCCAGGAGGUGUAAUCGAGGCGCUGGAGAGCCUCAGCGGGGCAAUAGUCCUGCCAGAUAGUAUAACGGAGAUAUUCAAACGAAACGGGGCUCAUGAUGCAGUGGUUCUCUCCCUCCAGCAAGCGAACAAGGUCGAUGAGGCAAUAUCCUACAUUGAAAAGGCAUGCCGGACAGAGACCGGACGUAUUGGGACCCUCCUUGAUAACCAUGCCAGCGCAGAUCGAGCAAAGAACCUUCGUUCGAUCCUAGAGAGGCUGGAACGAUUGGGGGAACGUAGCAUCAAACUUUGUCAAGCCAACACUGGCACGAGCGUUCCUGCAGAUCAAAAGUGGCUCAGGCUACUACAGUCGCAAAUCCUCCUCGUUCAGGGGGUUGCGGAUGAGAUCAAUCUCUCUGGAUUCGAGGAAGGAGAUUCCAUACUAGGACCCCUGCGGACGCUUGUUCAAGAGUCAUUUGGCGCUCUUUUACUCCGUUCGCAUUCACAGGGCAUUUCCUUCCCGACAUUGUUCAAGGAGCUCGUGACCUCGACGACCGAGGCGAAUAAAUACUCGGAGGAACCAUCUACCGAGUUGUAUUCCGAGUUCCGAAUGAUUCUAACAGGGAUGUUGGAAUCAUAUCGGUACGAAGGAGAGCUUUUGACAACAUCCUCAGCAUUGGUCAACCGCGACGUGAACAAGUUGUUUGAAGAAUGGACUCGUAAGCGUGACUAUGGAUGGCGGCCAGCACAGGCGGUGUGCGGGAAGUGCCAUCGCAGCGUGAUUCCGCCUAUUGUCGUCGACGGAGAGACGGAAAGCGGAGAGACGAGGCCUCCAUCCAUACGCAUUGUCGCGUCUGGCGUAUUGGAACAUGUCGAAUGUCCAGCCUGA